AUGUCGAAAACGGUCAGCAUCUUGUCGCCUUCGCAGCUCACCGGGCUGCUACAAAGCUCCAAGCUCGUGGUGGCAGACUUCUACGCCGACUGGUGUGCCCCCUGCAAACAAGUCGCUCCUGUGUUCGAACAGCUCUCGGCCGCUCUGUCACGCCCAAACCUUGUGACCUUUGUCAAGAUCGAUACCGACCAGCAAAAAGAGGUCGCACAGGCCUACCGAGUUACCUCUCUACCCACCUUCAUCAUCUUCCGCAAUGGCAAGGUCGCCGACAAAGUCCAGGGCGCUGAUCCCAUGAAGCUCCAGUCAGUGGUCAAAAAACUUAGUGAGGAAGUCCAAAACAUGGGCAGCGGGGACGGUGAGGCGAGCGGCAGCGGGAGCGGCAGCGGCGGCAGCAACUGGCGGGGUGCCGGGCUACCCCGCGGCUACACCGACAUCACGAGCCAAAUCGAGCUGCGGUACUGUGAGCUGCUCAACGUCGACCCGGAUGCCGGGGGCGUGCGGGUGCUGUUUGACACGGCUAAGCCCAGCGCGCUGUCGGGAGGGAAAAGCGCGACCAAAGACUGGGUCGAGAGCGACACAGACGAGCAGUUGUUGCUCUUCAUGCCCUUCCAGGCGAUGCUCAAGCUGCACACACUUCAGAUUACAUCACUACCGCCCAGCGACGACGAUGACGAAGAAGAUGCCCCCCUGAGGCCGCGAACCAUCAAGCUGUUCACCAAUAAGCCGCACAACCUGGGAUUUGACGAGGCAGAGGAUCUGAGUGCGACCCAAGAAUUUGAGCUCUCUGAGGAGGACUGGAACGACGAGGGUACCGCAAACAUUCCCCUGAGGUUUGUCAAGUUCCAGAACAUCACGAGCCUGGUGCUGUUCGUUGUGAACGGUGAUGGCGAUGGCGAAAAGACUAGGGUGGACCGGCUGCGGCUUAUUGGAGAGACCGGGGAGAAGAGAGAGAUGGGCAAGCUCGAGAAGAUCGGCGAUGAGCCGGGCGAGUAG
This is a messenger RNA of Chaetomium globosum CBS 148.51, 993 nucleotides long. RefSeq lists its product as uncharacterized. NCBI's taxonomy places the organism in Eukaryota, Fungi, Ascomycota, Sordariomycetes, Sordariales, Chaetomiaceae. The coding region runs from base 1 to 993 and encodes 330 amino acids. The record is from RefSeq and is a predicted model, not a curated record. The transcript has 3 exons.